UAGGAAGCUUUGGAAAAUAAUGUGAUCCGGAUACUUGCAGAGGUCACUUGCACACCAGACCCCCCUUAACAAACUGGCAGGCUAGAGUUUGCGUUGCGUUUAGAGAAAGUUCAACUAGUAUUACAACCAAAUCUAUAAGUUUUCCUGUUUUGGAAGAGUGUGUCGUUAAUUCGACAUGAAUCCAUAGAACAAAUAUAACGUUUUUUUAAUGUCAUUUUAACCUCGUUUUCGGUUCCCCUCAUAUGAUGUGCCUUGGACAGUGGAAGUUUACAGCGACAGCCCCGGUUGUAGCAUGGCGUCCAGCGGCUUGGUGGGUGACUUCCUGUCUCCAGAGUCCACGGUGACCUCCCUGCUGUCCAGCUCGGGGCACCUGAGGAGCAGCCUGCUGGCCCCUGAACACAACACCACCUUCAGAUACAGAAACAAGAACUAUGGCUCAGCCUCGGCAGCGCUGGAUGCCUACAUUGCAGACUUUGAGAGAAGUCCUCGGAACAGCAAAUCGUUGACAGGAACACUGGUUCUGCCGUGCAGUCCGCCCACCACACCAAGCAGGCCCAGAGCGAGCACACUCAGAAACAAAGAUGUUCUCAGGGAGCGUUUGACGGACAGGGAGCUGGACUUCCUGAACCUCCCUGUCAGCUCCCUCCAUCACAUUGGCAACCGAGACAGACUCUCCAUGACAACAGAUGAGCUGCUGUCUAUCCCUUACGAUGGCUCAAUGCCUGUCACCCACACGUCAGCCUUCAUGCAAGGGCUCUUGUCCCAGUCUGGAGCUUCCCAGCCUUGCCCCUCCUUCUCCAGACCAGCACAUAGAACCUGGGACAGACUCAGCAGCAGCUACCCUGCCCCCCAACUCAGCCACCAGAACCACCCUCAUCCAGCCAGGACGCCCAGGAGCUCCAGGUGCAGAGGACGACCAGGGGGAGCCAUGUUGAAACCAGAUGUUGCCAGCUGCUACAGGCAAUCUGCACACCGAGCAGCGAGGUCAGAGUGCGAGGAGCCGUCUUUGUCGCUCCACCUCCCUCACUGGUUCACCAGCAACAAGACUGACAUGGACUGUUCUGGAAUCACCAGUGUGCCGGACAUAAAGUACCCAGCCUGGAUCCAGCGCUGUGACCUCAGCGAGCCGCCACCACCCGCAGAGUCAGAGCUGUGGGAUGACCACGCUCUCAGACCCGGAGCUCCGUCCUGGGUAGCAGAGCUGGAAGAUGAUGAUGGCGACCAAAUGCCUGCACAGGUUGACAGCCAGCAGACUCUCAGAGAGCUGCGGCUCCAGUUCGCUGAACAGAUUUCUCUACUCGCUGCAGAGAAAAAAAGCUCCGACAUCAUGGAAACUCUCUUCAGAGACAACAGGCUUGAGUCUCUAAUCCAAAAGGCAGAUCAGGUGUUGAACUCUCUGUCUCAGAGUUCUGGAGGAGCAGGAAGUCUGGCAGAUUCAGUCAGUCCUCCUGAUUGUGUUAAAGAAGCUGACAGUCCACUGAACACAGAGGAGCUGCUGCUCCGUUCUUCCUCACACUGUCAUCCAGUCACUCUGGAGUCAGCAGCAGCAGCAGCAGCAGCAGCGGGGGGCGUCGCAGAGGCUCUGACUGACAGCGGAGCUCAGGCUCUAGGGUGCUGUCUUCACGGAAACAGCAUAUUCAAGCAGCCUGGUCCAGUGGAGGCUCUGAAGCAGAUGUUGUUCAGACUGCAGGCAGUGGAAGCAGAGCUUCAGCGACAACAACAGGCAUCAGUCGCUCCUAUGCUCACUGACAGGACACAGGCAGAGGAGACUCCAGCGAAGCCGAGGCCUGAAGGUGAAGCAGAGCUGGAGAGUUUUCCUGGUGGACCAUCACUUCAGAGAGCUCUGCAUCAUCUGAGCCGUCUGAAGGUGCUGGUGGAAGAACCCAGAGAGAAACACAAAGAGGAGAAGGACGAAGAUGAAGGACGCUACUCCUCCUCAUCUGCUGACGGGCUCAUUUGCACUCAGCAGAAACCCUCCUGAGGCUACAGACCCGUUUAUCAGAGCGAGGGACUGGUUCAAUGAAAAAUAUGCAGCAUGGAGUUGCCUUGAUGCCUUGAAGGUGGAUUUUUGACUGAGCUAGGCUAGCAGUUUCCCCUGGAUUUCUCUUAAUGUCUAUGUUGCCCUUUAAAUUCCAGAUGAGAAUGAAGCUCUGUUGUGUCACAGCAAUGUUCGGGACAAUCCGACUCAAACUGAGAAACGUAUCAUCGUCUUACAGCACACUCCAAUAUUGUCAAAUAGAUGUGUGAAUGUGCCAAUAUGAAUGAGUUGUUUGUUACUGCACUGAAAAUGAUCUUUUUCAUGAUACAUAUUUGUAUUUGUAGCCAGGCUGGCAGCAAGACCCUGGAGAUGACAGUGUUAUAAUGGUAGCUUUACACAUUAAAUAAUGGAUGGAAACAUGCUAACUUGACCAUUUUAAAUACUAAUGUUAACAGGUCAACUGUAAAUGUUACAUGCUAAACCUCAGCAUGUUAGCAUCCAGUUAUUGUCAGUAUGGAUGUUAAUAUGCUAACUGUAGCCACAUUGCUAUUCUAACAUUAGCAUUCUAACAUGCCAAUUUCCUUAUUAUAAUGCAUAUUCCAAGUCUUACAUGUUAAAUGUCACAUGCUAAACCUCAACAAGGAGGUUGUUUUGUAACUAUGCACUGUAAUGUAUUUAGACACCACUAUUUAAUACUAAUUACUGAUCACAUUUUAUUGAAUGAAAAAGAAUGUUAUAUAAUAUUUUUAUUUCCCAAACUAAGGUAUAGAGAGUUUUGGUAUUUGUACAAAAACACAAAGGCAUUGUACUGGCAUGCUAACGUGGUACAAUUAGCAAAUUACCACUAAGCAUUGAGCUGAAAGCAAAGCUCUAACUGAGGCUGACAAAGUCCAGAGACUGAGAUGUCCUAAAAUGUCUUUAAAUAUGUCUAACUUAGAGUGUAAUAAUACAGAAGUGCCUGAAAAAACAAACAUGGACGCCUCAUGUCAGCUAAAGGCUUUCAUUCAAGGUCAUUAACCUUAAAUCUAAUGGAUACAGUGCGGUAUGCAACGUGCAGUGUUUGUAACCCUCACUGUUUUACUGUCUUAAGUUAAACUUUUAGUUUUGUUCCCUCUUUAUCUUUAUUUAUCUUUAUGAACUUUACUCAGUGUGAUUUGGACAGGAAAUCAGAUUAUUGAUGCAUUGGUGUUCUUUGUCUCUCAGCUGAUGAAGACAGACUGUCAGUGUUUUCUCUCCGGCUUUACAUUUGGAACCAUUAAAUUGUCAAAUCAGCGGUCAGGCAGACAGGUGACGGCUAAAUAUGAAAAGAUAUUUGUUUUGUUACAGAUUGAUUUUUUUAAUGUUUUUUUUAUUUCCUUGUAACAGGUUCGUCCCCAGCUGCUCUGAGCUGGGAUGUAUUAAAACAAAAUAAGUUUACAACCA
Dicentrarchus labrax (European seabass) is the source of this 3400-nucleotide messenger RNA. It is a transcript of the gene cunh18orf54, whose product is annotated as chromosome unknown C18orf54 homolog. The record is from RefSeq and is a predicted model, not a curated record. Bases 293 to 1981 code for a protein of 562 amino acids. Lineage: Eukaryota; Metazoa; Chordata; Actinopteri; Moronidae. The transcript is spliced from 15 exons.